AUGGCACCCAUGAGCAAUGCGACCAGGAAGGCUGUGGUUUUUGUGCUUCUUAUGGUUAUGGCUUCCACCCUAUCAUCAUCGUCUUGCUACGCCCGCACAAUUGAAGAUGGAGCCAAUCCUCCAUUGUACUGCUUCUAUGUGGAAAAGUGCAAAGAACGUUGCCAGAUCGCAUGCAGCCUCAGCUUUAAGCCCUCAACUGGGCCGUAUUGCAAGCACAAUCAGUGUUGUUGUGCCUAG
Molecule: messenger RNA, 237 nt
Organism: Triticum turgidum subsp. durum (durum wheat)
Lineage: Eukaryota; Viridiplantae; Streptophyta; Magnoliopsida; Poales; Poaceae
Source: the annotation of a GenBank genome assembly